GCACUAUGAGCAACGCCGUUGAUUCAAGGUCUCCAUUGGAACUAGACCGUGAACGUGUGACAUGUCUUCUUCUAAUCAAUACCCAGCUAAUGAAGAAAGCGAUUAACAUCUAUCACAAUAUAUUGAGCAACCAACAAGCACUACAACAACUUCCACCACAAGCAAAGCAAUCAAUGAUAGAAUCAUACCAGAACUGUACCCGAAGAAUACAUUGCAAUUUGACUGUGCUUAGUUAUAUUCAUGAGAAGUAUCACACCGAUGUAGCUGCACAACAGGCUUCUCAGAAUAAAACAACGUUCCCCAUCAUGAUGUCACCACCACAAGACAUGCCAGAAUUGAACCAGCUAUACACAAAGCUCCAGGAAUUGUAUCCGGAUGCCUUCCAGUACUUGAAGAUGAAAAUUAACCAGAUGAAGAAGCAGCAACAAGCACAGUCUCAGCAGUCACCACAGGGUCAGCCCCAACAGAUGGGCCAAAGACCGGUUUCUGGCCCAGGGGGAGUGGGAAGCUCUAACCCGAUGAUGACAUCUGGUGCCCAAGUCAACCAGCGACCACCUGGAGGUCCCUCUGGUGGACAAAUAUCCGGAAUGAAAGAUUCACAGUUCGAUUUCGUUCAGAUGGGCGGAAUGAAUCCCCAAAAUUCGAACUUCAAUGUCAACAAUAUACCCCCACAGAUCCAAAAGCAACAAAUCCAGGGCCAAGCCAUAUCACCACAGCAGAUUCUUCAACAGAUGAAUGGUGACCAGGGAAUGGAAUCUAACGAUAAUAACAGUAUGAUGGAUUUUUUCAAUGCUUGAUCAUCAUCACUAUGUAAUAUAACUUAUUUAAUGGUCCAGCUACGUCGGCCAGGGACCUUCUGACACUGUAUAAUAUUAUUAGCCUAAUAAUACAUCUAUUCUUAACCUCCU
Molecule: messenger RNA, 908 nt
Organism: Suhomyces tanzawaensis NRRL Y-17324
Lineage: Eukaryota; Fungi; Ascomycota; Pichiomycetes; Serinales; Debaryomycetaceae
Exons: 1
Coding region: 6-797 (263 amino acids)
Source: RefSeq, a predicted model, not a curated record